AUGCCACAAUUAGUUCCAUUUUAUUUUAUGAAUUUAUUAACUUUUGGUAUAUUAGGUUUAUCUAUAAUAUUAUUUAUAGUUAGUACAAGAAUAUUACCAGAAAUAUUAAGAUUAUUAGUUGCACGUAUGAUUAUAGUUAAAUUAUAA
This is a messenger RNA of [Candida] anglica, 147 nucleotides long. Lineage: Eukaryota; Fungi; Ascomycota; Pichiomycetes; Serinales; Debaryomycetaceae. The record is from the annotation of a GenBank genome assembly.